Molecule: messenger RNA, 3549 nt
Organism: Raphanus sativus (radish)
Lineage: Eukaryota; Viridiplantae; Streptophyta; Magnoliopsida; Brassicales; Brassicaceae
Product: protein STICHEL-like 1
Exons: 6
Coding region: 170-3292 (1040 amino acids)
Biological process (GO): DNA repair; DNA-templated DNA replication
Cellular component (GO): DNA replication factor C complex; nucleus; DNA polymerase III complex
Molecular function (GO): ATP hydrolysis activity; DNA-directed DNA polymerase activity; DNA clamp loader activity
Source: RefSeq, a predicted model, not a curated record
CCGUGAUUUUUUUUUUUUUUUUGAAUUUUUCCUCAACAAUCGCUUUCUUCAUCCCAUCGCUCUCAACAGACAGACAGACCUCAGUAGUCUCUCAACAGAGAUUCUUUUUCUUCAUUCUUCUUCUUCUUUUCAAACUUUGAACAAAGUCUGAAGAGUUAAGCUCUGAAGAAUGUCGGGUCUAAAGAUAUCGGAUCCGAGCAAAUUGCAUCUGAAGAGAGAGCUGACUCAAAUAAGGAAAGUUUCCAAGUGCUUACGCGAUCCCGGAACCUCAUCCUCCUGGAAAUCCCCUCUCACUUCCUCCAGAUCCGUCCCAGUCGACGAGCUUCCUUCGAGCAACAACAACGUCCAGCUUCUCAAUCAGUUGGAUUCACAGUUCCGAGCUGAGAGUAGUCGAGGCAAGGAGAAGGAGAAGAAGGUCUUCUUGUAUAACUGGAAGUCUCAGAAAACUUCUAGCGACAAGAACAGCGAAUAUGACGACGACGAUGAUGAUGAUGUGAGUGAUGCGAGGAACAACGGUGGAGCUUCCAUGAUGUUCAUGUCUAGAAACAGCGGUUUAACCAAGAAGAAGCGUAGGUUCUUGUCUCGAUAUCAUCAUCAAGCUAAAGAAGCAACAUCAGGUGAAGAAGAAACAGAGGAUUUUAGCAAUUCAGAGAGUCUCGGCAACAACAUCGCUCAACAAAUCUUGAAGCUUAAGCACAACAAGAACUGCUGGUCACGCUCUUCUUCUUAUAAGUUCUUGAGAGCUACAAGCAAGAGAGACGACUCUUCUUAUACCUGUAACAGCACGCCUGCAUUGUCCACCACCUCGUACAACAACCUGUACGCUAUACGUAGCCCCAGCACGGUUGGAUCUUUGGAUGAUGAUGAUAACAACUUGGAUGUUACAGGGAGACAAGGCUGUGGCAUUCCUUUUUACAGAGCCAAGAGGAAUCUGAAACAUAGAGGUGGAUGUAGGAGUUGUUGUUCACCUUCGUUUUCUGAUACUCUUAGAAGGAAAGGAAGUAGCAUCUUAUGUGGUGGGAGUCAGUACCGUAGACAUUCUUCUGGGAGAUGUAAUAAGCUGAGUGUUGUACCUUUGCUUAAAUAUGGUGGUGAUAGUAGAGGAGGUUCUUCUUUAGGGAUUGAUGAUGAUGAUCUCUCAACUGAAUUCGGAGAGAUUGAUUUAGAGUCUCAAAGUAGGUUAGAUGGGGGAAGAUGGUCUACUAGUUGCAGGAGUCAAGAAGAAGGAAGCACACCGGAAAAUAUGCAGAGUUUGAGUAAUAAGUACAGACCGAUGUUCUUUGAUGAGCUCGUUGGUCAGAGUGUAGGUGUUCAGUCGUUAGUGAACGGUUUGAAGAAGGGUAGGGUUGCUAGUGUUUAUCUCUUCCAAGGUCCUAGAGGAACUGGGAAGACAUCUGCAGCGAGGAUCUUCUCGGCGGCCUUGAACUGCGAUGCGGUGGCUGAAGAAAUGAAGCCUUGUGGGUACUGUAAAGAGUGUAGUGAGUUCAUGGCAGGGAAGAGUAGGGAUUUGUUGGAGCUUGAUGCUGCUAAGGAGAAUGGAGGUGAGAGAGUUAGGUACGUUUUGAGAAAGCUGAUGAGUUUGGUUCCGCAGAGUUCGCCAAGAUACAAGGUCUUUGUGAUUGAUGAGUGUCACUUGCUGCCACCUAAGACUUGGUUAUUGUUACUCAAGUUUCUUGAGAAGCCUCUGCAGAGAGUCGUCUUCAUAUGUGUGACGAGUGAACUUGGCAACGUUCCUAGGACGAUUCAGUCGAGGUGCCAGAAGUUACUCUUCAACAAACUCAAGGAUGGUGACAUUGUUGUGAGGUUAAGGAAGAUUGCUUCAGAUGAAAGUCUUGAUGUGGAAUCUCAGGCGUUGAACCUGAUUGCUUUGAAUGCUGAUGGCUCACUUAGAGAUGCUGAAACCAUGUUGGAUCAGCUGAGUCUGAUGGGGAAGAGAAUCACUGUUGAUCUUGUAAACGAGCUAGUGGGUGUUGUGUCUGAUGAUAAGUUGCUUGAACUCUUGGAGUUAGCGUUAUCUUCUGACACGGCAGAGACGGUGAAGAAAGCUAGAGAGUUACUGGACUUAGGAGCUGACCCAAUUCUCAUGAUGUCUCAACUAGCCAGCCUUAUCAUGGAUAUCAUUGCUGGAGCAUACAAGGCCUUGGAUGAAAAAUACAGUGACGCCUUCCUUGAUGGACGCAACUUGAGUGAAGCUGAAAUGGAGAGGCUAAAGCAUGCUUUGAAGAUUCUAUCUGAGGCUGAGAAGCAGCUUCGAGUUACUACUGAUCGUUCAACAUGGUUCAUAGCCACCUUGCUGCAGCUUGGUUUGAUGAUGCCUUCUCCCGGGACCACGCACACUACUAGUAGCAGUAGAAAGCAAAGCUCUGUAGCAACUGAAGAAAACCGGUCAAGCAUUUCAAGAGAAGUUGUUGCUUACAAACAUAAAUCAAGUCUUCAAUGUAGUAACUCAGCAUCCCCAACAUCAUCAUCCAGCGAAGUUAUAGAGAAUGACGCAUCCAUUUCAGAAAAACUAAAUGAUAUCUGGAUGAAGUGUGUAGAUAAAUGCCAUUCAAAGACAUUGAAGCAGCUGCUAUAUUCUCAUGGGAAGCUUUUAUCUAUCAGUGAAGUUAAAGGUACUCUAGUUGCUUAUAUUGCAUUUGGAGACAGGGAGAUCAAACUGAGAGCUGAAGGGUUCGUAAGAAGUAUCACAAAUAUGAUUGAGACUGUACUAAGGAGAAACGUAGAGGUGAGGAUGAUCCUCUUGUCUGAAACUGAGUUACUCAGCUCCAAGCAGACAAGAGAUGCAGCUAGUUCAGAUACUGAAAGUGGGCAUGAGGUUCCAAUGAAAAGGAUUGAAAUUAUCAUCCAAGAACAGAGAUUAGAGACUGAACGCCUACAGAGGACUCCUGGUUCACAAGGACGGUUAAAACCUGAGAGGAAUCAAGUUUCACCUCAAGAAGACACCAGUUGUCAUCAUCACCAACCAAACAUUGGUUCUGCAGUUCCUUCUGGACUGAACAAUGAAGUUUUGAAGAUUUGCAAAAUGGAUGAGAUUCAGGAGAAUAAGACCUGUAAAAGAAUGGAGCAUUGUCCUGUUUCACCGAGUCUACUCCACGAUAGUAAUUUCACAAACAACAAAGACAAUCUAGGAUAUGAGUCAGGAUCAGGAAGAGGAGUUUGUAGUCUGCUUUUUUGUUGGAAAACACAGAAGUCUCCAAGAAGAAACAAGAUCAAAGGGACUUCUGUGCGACCACGAAGGAGUCGAAAGAGAAGAUUCUUGUUGUUCAGUGGGUGUGCUAAGACAAGGAAGUGAGAAAGGUUACCGUGUGGAAGAAGAAAAAAUUCAAGAGCCAAUAAGUCUCACCUCUCAAAGUUCACAAAAUCACCCUGGUUUAAUCCGUUUUAUUUUAACUGUAUUAUAAUUAUUUUUAUGAAAAUAAUAGGAGAAUUACAGUAAUUGAAUUUGAAAGCAAAUAAUGAAAAACUAUAAGAUAUGUAUCCAAUUUUAAAAGGAACUUUGUAAGAAUAUUUUAAGACUUAAACAUUGAAUACCAUCGAGAUUAGUUUUAA